Messenger RNA from Nematolebias whitei (Rio pearlfish), 682 nucleotides. RefSeq names its product transmembrane 4 L six family member 5 (gene tm4sf5). Gene Ontology annotation, cellular component: membrane. The transcript has 5 exons. The record is from RefSeq and is a predicted model, not a curated record. Bases 1 to 606 code for a protein of 201 amino acids. Lineage: Eukaryota; Metazoa; Chordata; Actinopteri; Cyprinodontiformes; Rivulidae.
AUGUGUUGUACAGGAAAAUGUGCCCGUCUGGUGGGCCUGAUCCUGCUGCCUUCUGCUUUUGUCUGCAUGAUCUCCAACCUGCUGCUGUUCUUCCCCGAUGGGGAGAACCUGAAGAAUGACCAGAUCUCCCUCCAGGUCUGGCUCAUGGGGGGGCUCAUUGGAGGAGGCCUUUUUAUGCUGUGCCCGAGCUGCUCGGCUAUCAGGGCUGGGGGCAAGGGUUGCUGUGGAAAAGGUUGCUGCGGCAACCGUUGCCGGAUGCUGAACUCGGUCUUCUCCUCCGCCUUCGGCCUCGUCGGAGCCAUUUACUGCAUCAGCGUGGCCUCGGCCGGUUUGGCCAUCGGACCCAAAUGUCUUGUGGAUGAAAAGUGGAUAUACCCAUUUGAGAACACGGGGACCGGUAACACCAGCUACCUGGUAAACCAGACUCUGUGGUCAACCUGCGAAUACCCCGAGAACGUGGUGAUGUGGCACGUUGUGCUCUUCUCCAUCCUCCUGAGCAUGGGCGCUCUGCAGGCGGUGCUCUGUGGCAUCCAGGUGGUCAACGGCUGCAUAGGAUGCAUCUGUGGAGACUGUCGGGAAAGUAAUGAUGAUGACGGAGGACUGUAGAGGGGAAGAUUUCUCUGCUGGGACCUAAUUUCAUCAAACUGUAACCUUGGAGAUGUAAAAAAAUGUAUGAGAAGAA